Molecule: messenger RNA, 1263 nt
Organism: Corylus avellana
Lineage: Eukaryota; Viridiplantae; Streptophyta; Magnoliopsida; Fagales; Betulaceae
Source: RefSeq, a predicted model, not a curated record
AUGGAGGAUACUUUGAGUGAUGCAAGUAUCUCGCCAACGAGUAGCCCUCCCCCUGUUAUGGAAGUGCAAGAUGUUGAAACACAUUCCUCUGAAAAUCAUAGAAGUUCCUCACAUUCCCAACAAACCAAAAAACCUACAAAUCAAUCUAUUGUGUGGGAGCACUUAAAAAAAGUGGAACCAAUUGACAAGGAUAACCUUAAAGCUAAGUGUAAUCAUUGUAGCAAGUUGAUAGGGUGUCACUAUAGGAGAAAUGGUACUUCACCCAUGAUGACCCACCUUACCCAUGGUUGCCCAACAUCUCCACUUUUGAAAUCAAAAUUAUCCAAAGGCCAAACUCUGUUGCAAAUGUCACUUAAGAAAUCGGUCGAAGGCACUACUAGCAACCAAUUGGGAUUCAAGAAGUAUGAUCCAGAAAUUUUAAGGAAUGGGUUGGCUGAGUAUUUCAUUGCGAGUGAGCUGCCUUUUAGGCAUGUGGAGAGUCAUUCGUUUAGAAAAUGGAUGAAUUUAGUUGAACCUAGGUUCAAUGUACCAAGUCGUACUACUCUACAAAAAGAUUGCAUGAAAGUGUGUGAAAGAGAAAAGCUUACGUUGAAGAGUGUUUUGCGUGGUAAAAGGAUUUGCAUCACUACUGACACAUGGACAUCCAUUCAAAAUUUUAACUACAUGUGUGUUACCGCUCACUUCAUAGAUAGAGAUUGGAUACUACAUAAGAAAAUAAUCAAAUUUUGUCUAAUUUCCAAUCAUUCGGGUGAGGAAAUUGGAAAAAUGUUGGAGAGUACAUUGCGAGAGUGGGGGAUUGGUGGUGUUUACACUAUUACAGUUGAUAAUGCCUCGGCCAAUAAAUUGGGGAUUGAAUAUUUAAAGAAGAGGUUGAAGGAUAAGAAUUAUACUGUUUUGGGAGCUGAAUUUCUUCACAUGCGGUGUGCUGCUCACAUUUUAAAUCUUGUUGUACAAGAAGGCUUGGAUGAGUUGGAUGAUUGUAUAGAUAAUAUAAGGAAUGCGAUAAAAUAUGUGAGGUCUUCACCGUCUAGGAUGGCAAAGUUCAAAGAUUGUAUACAGCGGGAAAAUAUUACAUGUACGAAGACGGUGUGUCUAGAUGUUAAAACUAGAUGGAACUCUACAUACUUAAUGUUGUGUACCGCUGAGAAAUACGAAAAAGCUUUUGAGCUACUGGGUGAAGAAGAUCAUCAGUUUGUUGUUCCUUCUAUGAUUGAUUGGGAAAAUGCUAGGGCAUUUGUGAAGUUUUUGAAAACUUCUUUUUGA